AUGGCCAACACACUACCUCAAAUUCGCGCUCUUCCAGAAUCGGUGGUCGAAGGACCGGUUCUGAAGAAACCAAGAUUAGAAACCGAUGUCAUCCCAACCCCCGCCGAGGUGGAGGCACUGGCCAAGGAGGGCACACCGAUGGAUGAAGUGGUGCAGGAGGUGAUAGAAGAAGCGAAGCUGAACGGUGCUGGCGGCAAGAAAGGCAUGAAGAGCAAAAAGACCAAGAAGAAGGACCCCCCGCUUCCGGACCCUUGCUCUGCGGCCGAUGUGUUGUACAGGGAAAUCAGGGAGCUGCUCGGAGAGGAGACGGUGGACCGGAUAACGGAGGCGGGUAACGCGUUUAAGGCGCCGUAUAUGGUUGGGGAAGAGGUCGUUGUGAGGAUCGAGAUGAUUGGGUCUGGAGGUUCUGGUAUUGCCGUCGCACCAGAGGAGAAAGGGCCAUGGGCCAUCGUAGUUCCUUGCGCGCUUCCUGGAGAAACAGUACACGUCCGCAUUGGAAGAUACGAGAAAAUGCACUCCUGUGCUUCAGUUGUCGAGGUUGUUAGCCCGAACACAGAGCUUCGCGAUGACUCGCGAGUGCGGUGUAAAUAUUUUGGGACGUGUGGCGGAUGUCAGUACCAGAUGCUAUCCGGAGAGAAUCAGCUGAAACUAAAGAGGGACGUUAUCGAGAAGGCGUACAAAACUUAUUCCAACCUCCCCAAGUCUUCCAUACCCACCGUCGAGUCGACUAUCGAGUCGCCUUUGGUCUACGCGUACCGAACUAAAAUCACGCCACACUUCGAACGUCCGCCCAAAUAUGCCAAAAAGCAAGAUGUCAUCAGCGGGUCACAACCACCGUGGCUGAAGAUUGGGUUCAACGUUGCAAAUAGCAAUUCGACAAUGGAUAUUGAGGAAUGCCCUAUUGCAACGUCGGUGUUGAAUGAAAAGUAUAAAUCAGAUAGAACAGAGAUAAUCCAAAAUAUCUUUUCUUAUAAGAAGGGUGUUUCGCUAAUGUAUCGCGAUUCCCUGGAUCCCGCCUUCGACGCCAAAAAGAUGAUGUUGCCACCUGUUGACAAGCUUUCAGAAGCCUUCACGAAACACGUAUGUGUCACAGACCAAAAAGGCGUUUCACGCGAACUAGUGGGCGAUAAACUCUUUCAAUACACAGCCGGAGGAUUUUUUCAAAACAACAACGCCGUGCUCCCUCUCCUGGUCGACCACGUACGUGAUCUGAUUGACUCUGGGGAGGGUCGAGAUCAUCCAACACACCUCGUGGACACGUAUUGCGGCGCCGGCCUCUUCGCGAUCUCACUCUCAGACAAGUUCACCAAAGUCGCCGGCAUCGAGCUGUCGCAAAGCUCCAUCGCUUCAGCUAAGGAGAAUGCCACGCUUAACGGAAUCCCCGAAGAGAAAAUCUCCUUCCUUUCUGGCGAAGCUCAGAACAUCUUCGCAGCCGUCCGCGAUUUUCCUCCCGAACGCACGAUCGUCGUCAUUGAUCCACCCCGCAAGGGCUGUGACGAGCUUUUCUUGAAACAGCUCCUCGACUUCCGGUGUAACGCCGUCGUGUACGUCAGCUGCAACGUCCACUCACAGGCAAGAGACAUCGGCGAGAUCGUCCGACGGACAGAAAGAGAUGGAGAGGGUCGGAGGUACCGGAUGGAGAGCCUGCGCGGGUUCGACCUCUUCCCACAGACUGCACAUGUCGAGUCGGUUGCACUGCUGCGAUUAUACUGA
This is a messenger RNA of Cyclocybe aegerita, 1713 nucleotides long. The record is from the annotation of a GenBank genome assembly. NCBI's taxonomy places the organism in Eukaryota, Fungi, Basidiomycota, Agaricomycetes, Agaricales, Hemipholiotaceae.